AUGCCUUCUGACGGAAAUUUUGGUGUUUUCGCACUCUCCACGACGGGUGAGACCCAAAUUCUUACAGCUCCACGAGUGGAUGACCUCGGUCGAGAACCACGGCAACGGAAACGACACGCAAAGUCUCGCGCCGGAUGUUUGUCGUGCAAAUCUUCCAGAGUCAAGUGUGAUGAGAUUCGACCUGCCUGCGCGAGUCAGAGAUUCGGGGCGAGCUCCGUUCCCAAGUCACUCGGGCUCGGUCUCGAUUUACCCAGUCUACGGCUUAUGCAUCAUUUUGAUCACUACACAGCGCCAACCUUGGCCUUUGGCAGUUUAGUAUGGAGAGAUGGGGUGCUUCCUGUGGCAUUGAAUAAUGAAGUUGUCAUGCACGCCAUCCUAAUGAUCUCGGCAGCUCACCAGCGAAGUCUUUCGCCCCACAACACUGAGCAUAACAAGUCAAUGUCGUAUCAUCUGGAUCUUACCCUCUCCGGGUUUAGAGACCUUUUAUCGCAAGGCACAGAUGGUUUCAACCACGAUAUUAUUAUCGCGUGUGCCAUGCUUCUCGUGCACUAUGCUUGGUCCAUGCCGUUCUUUGCAUAUGAAGAUGACAAGAUCGACAUGACCAGCGAGCCCGAUAGACUGCUCAAGUUUGCAGCUGGUCUCAAAACGGUCAUGAAGACCAUGAAGGAAGACAAGAGGUACACCAACGGCAUCUUCAAGGCCCCCAUGUCGUAUAACAGCAUCGAUCAGUUCCGGCAAUUUGAAGAAUCACUGGCAGAGACUUUUGUCUUCGACGAUAUGUUUUUCAGCGCACGAACUAUGCCUUUGACCAACUAUGAUGGACACUGUAUAGAAGGUCAAGACUUCAACGCCUGUGAUCGACUGACGCCGCUUCUCAGAACCUUGGAUGCCGUAUCCAAGGGCCGAGUCAUUCACCAUUUGAUACCGCAGAUACAGGUAUAUACUCUCUUCUGGCCCGCCAAAGCAUCCAAAGAUUUUGAAGAAGACGUGGCCGAUAACAAGACCGAGGCUCUGGUCAUCAUGCUCUGCUUUUAUGCCACUGCUUGGCGGCUUCUGUCCGAGGAUGUUUGGUGGGCUAAAUCUCGUACAAAGGUCAUGUGUGAGUCUAUUUAUCAAUAUUUGGAUAAUCAUAAAGAUCCAAAAUGGGAGGGAGAUAUUGAGAAUGUCCGCCGCUAUUUUGGGUUCGCGCAGAAUAGCGCUGGUAAGUGGACAAUCGGAAGCCUAGGAUCACAUCCUGUUGAGUUGUAA
Trichoderma aggressivum f. europaeum is the source of this 1248-nucleotide messenger RNA. RefSeq names its product transcriptional regulator family: Fungal Specific TF. The coding region runs from base 1 to 1248 and encodes 415 amino acids. The record is from RefSeq and is a predicted model, not a curated record. NCBI's taxonomy places the organism in Eukaryota, Fungi, Ascomycota, Sordariomycetes, Hypocreales, Hypocreaceae. The transcript is spliced from 4 exons. Gene Ontology annotation, biological process: regulation of transcription by RNA polymerase II. Gene Ontology annotation, molecular function: zinc ion binding; DNA-binding transcription activator activity, RNA polymerase II-specific.